This is a messenger RNA of Chenopodium quinoa (quinoa), 1976 nucleotides long. RefSeq names its product isocitrate dehydrogenase [NADP], chloroplastic/mitochondrial-like. Gene Ontology annotation, cellular component: mitochondrion. Gene Ontology annotation, molecular function: isocitrate dehydrogenase (NADP+) activity. The transcript has 3 exons. Lineage: Eukaryota; Viridiplantae; Streptophyta; Magnoliopsida; Caryophyllales; Amaranthaceae. The record is from RefSeq and is a predicted model, not a curated record. Gene Ontology annotation, biological process: isocitrate metabolic process. Bases 1026 to 1271 code for a protein of 81 amino acids.
UAUGACCAUAUUUUGAUUCCUUUUUAUUUUCAUUUUUUUACAUACUCGCUAUUUAUGUGGACCGGGCAUUGGCGGCCUACACGUGUGCCAAAAACAAAAAAUUUAAAAAAAAGAAGAGGUAAAACGCGUGAAGAAAGAAGGCAACAAUCAACCAGCCGACCAAACACCCCUAAAUCAAUUUUCCCACUCUCACUCCUAUUUUCCUCUUGCAAAUUCCAUCAAUUUCUUCUCUUUCUAAUUUACCCCAUGUUACCAAAUCAAACAAUAAUGUCUUCAAUCAAUUUAAUCUUCUCAAUUUUAAAAUUUCAACCAUUUUUUUUAUCCAGAAAAUGGGAUUAUUGUACGAAAUGGUUGCCCGGGGAGCGGUGGUUCUAGCGGAGUAAACGGCGGCUGCUUCAUUGUGAUUGGUUGAAUUUUGGAAGUUUUUGUUGAAUUUAUGUUUUAAUUGAUAGUAUAAUUAAUGAAUUAAUCUGAAGUUAGGGUUUAUUUUUGCUUUAGUGUAUACUUUUAAUGAAUUUUAAAGGUGGGUUUAAUAUUGGGUAUUCAUGAUUAUGUUUAAUUGAAUUUAACUUUUGUUGAUGCAAUUUGGUUGUUCAUCGUUGUGUUUCAUUGUAGUAUUGGUACUUUGGUAGUGUUGGUUAUUUGGUACUUUGAUUUGUUUCAGAAUUAAUUGCUAUAUGAUUGUGAUAAUGUCUUGAAUUGAAUUGCUGAAUUUCUAUGAAUGUGUUGAAUUGCUGAAUUUUUUAUUAAUUCUUUUAAAAAAUCUGUUAAUUUUAAGCUUAAUCUUUUCAAUUUUUUGCUGCUAAAAUUUGCAGUAAUUCUAAAAUUAUUAUUCUUGUUAUGGUAAAAAAGAUAGAUUUAGUCCAUUGAAUGCUAAUGGACUUAUCUUAAAACUAGUUUCCAGUUUCCUUGACUGUUUUUCCAAUCAAAGUUUUCUGUUUUGGCUACCUCUCUGAAAACUGGCAAAUCUGAUGCUGAUUUGUUAGUGAGUUGGUGCUUGGCAAGGCAGUAGGCAAACUCAGCUUAUGUAUUAUGUGGUUUCCUUAUUUAACCGCUCUUGUUUGGCAAAUGAUUGGUUUUUGAAGAAGGCAUUAUUAACCGUAGGGACUGUUUUCCGUGAGCCAAUCUUGUGUAAGAACAUUCCUACGAUUGUUUCUGACAUGCUUUUGGUGAUCAAUAUCGGGCCACCGGCCACUGAUACACUCAUCCCAGGUCCUGGAAAUCUUAAAUUGGUAUUCCUCCCAGAGGAUGGAAACUGGAAAGGAUCAUGAUGUACACAACUUUAAAGGGCCUGGAGUCGCAUUGGCAAUGUAUAACAUUGAUUCGGUAUGUCUUAUUGCUCUAGGCUUUAUGUUGCACACAGAAACAAUGCAGUUCUUCAAUUGCAGCUGCCUCUAAAAUCAGGUGAUCAGUCAUACAUCCAUUUCACCAAAUUGUGCAGCCUUCAUCUUAAAAUUUGAUCUGAAUCCCUUGAAAUUUCAAAAGUAGCCUCAAAUUUGAAGAAUAGCUUCGUGUAAUAAAAAUCCACGAACAUACAAGGAUCAAUCUUUCUUAGCAAAGCGUUGAUAAACUAUCGAAGAAUUGAUUGAGAAUGCUUGAUCAAGUUGUUGAUAGAUUGGCUGCUCGGAGCUUUGCACCAUAGGCUCUUCACUCUUUCAGUCAUCUGUAUAUUAUCAAAAGAAUAUGUUAGUUCAAUUUGCAAAAUAACAGAGUUUUUAGAAACACAGUAUAACAAAAGAAUGGUAAAAACCUUUCUUAAACUCGCUCUUGUUGGAUAUGGUACAGCUCUUAUAUACCCAAUUGAAGCUGGAGGAGGAGAUUUCCUGCUACUUGAUUCUUCUUUAUUAUUACUUGAUACAAUUCUCUUGUUAUUAAAUAAGUGAUACAAUCCAUCUUAUGUACGAUUGUCCACACUGUUACCGAUUGUAAAUGAACAAAGUAAUUCCUAUAACACUAACUGAAUCGCCCUUGUAACA